Messenger RNA from Saccostrea cuccullata (small rock oyster), 2302 nucleotides. RefSeq names its product IgGFc-binding protein-like. The transcript has 7 exons. Bases 421 to 2244 code for a protein of 607 amino acids. Lineage: Eukaryota; Metazoa; Mollusca; Bivalvia; Ostreida; Ostreidae. The record is from RefSeq and is a predicted model, not a curated record.
UAUUUAUCAUUGUCACUGCGAGGAGGUUUGGUCCCCAGGCGAAACAGUGAAGGAGCAUUUGCUCAAAGAAACUUUGAGCAAGAGCUCAGCUGGAGUUGAUAGCUAAAGCUUCUUGGCAGGUAAGAAUCCACUGAUUUUCGCGAAGGCGGUUUCUUCGGAUAUCGCGUGUCUCAGCUGGUGUUUGCUGUUCUUAAACGAUGCUAAUAAAAAUAUUAGGAAAAAGUUGCCUGAAAUUAUUAACCCCAUUUCAAAAAAUGAUAUCUGACUUAAACAAAGGAAACGUAAAAAGUUAGGCCAGAGUGAAAGCUAGAUAAUUUGACAAAUUGGCUAAAAGUAAUAGAAUUGCAGAUGAUAUUAUAGUGAUAUGGUAUGCUAUAAUUUAAUUUGCAGUUGCUGGUUUCCACAUCACGAUUUUUCAAAAUGUCCGGGGGAAUACAUCUUCAAGACAUUAAUCUAAAUGAGGCAAAUCGGCCAUCCAAUACCUAUGUGAGCUGUUUGGACAGACAUAGCAGAGGCACAGAGGCCGGGUCUGAUUAUGUUUGUUUGGAUGACGAUCAACCAGAUAAUCUCUACUCCAGCAUCGUUAGCCGACAAAGCGGAGGAAUAGACGUUGGAUCUGACUAUGACUUUGAGAAAGGGUGCAGCCGUGGGAACGACAAUGAAGCUUAUGACACGAUGGACGAUUUACACAAUGGAAAAAGCGAAAAUGUAGUGAAGCAAGUCACAAAAUCAUCUGAGUCUAGAGACAGCUCUGAAGAAGGAACUGGAAUCGGAUUUCUGACAAAAAAGAGACUUGUUUUUGGAGUCACUGUGCUAGCUAUAGUUGUUGCUAUCAUUUUAGCGGUUGCCUUAGUUACACAAUCAGGGGAUGGAGAUGAACAACCAAAAAAAAACAAGAAAUCAAUGACCUGUCCAAAUGUUCCCACUACAGGAAUGAACUUUAUUGCAGAAGGAAAAACAGGAAUCAAAGGUCGUCAGUUUUUGGUGUGUUUUACUGACAAUCACCUUAAUGCAAGGAACCAGAGCAAGACUAUAUUUAUUUUAUCAGAUGAAGAUUUUGAUUAUAAAUUGAUUUCGAAGUUUUCCGAUUCAACAAAACUGUUCAACGAAGUAGAAACACAAUCCACAAACUUGAAGGAGAUAAAUGUCACAAACAUGAUUUCACUGUUACAUUUCAAAAUCGAAGAAAAGGCAGUGUUCGUCGAGGCUUCAAAAGACGUUUCAGUCAUCAUUAUUGACAAUUAUAAAACUACCUCUGAUAGCACUGGAAUUUUACCAAUUCAGUCUUUAUCUAAUGCGUACGUCAUUUCUACUCCUAGGCCAUACAACAGUUCACAAUAUACUCAAUUUGCAAUAGCUUCUCCAGCAAAUGGAACCAGAAUUAAAAUCCGUUUUUAUUUUGAUCCAGAUUUGCCAAAGGUAAUUAAUGGAAUUACUUAUCGAAAUGGAAGUGAGUUCAUUCUUAUUCUAAAUGAACUCCAAACAUAUCAAAUAUGGCACAAGGUUGAUAUGACUGGGACGUUAAUAAAUGCUUCAUCGCCUGUAGCGGUUUUUGCCGGGAGUCAUUGCCAAAAGAUACCUUUCGAAAAUCGAAGCAAUGCUGGAUUUUGCAGUAAGCUUGAUGAACAACUUCCACCUAUUGACAGGCUGGAUAAUAUGUAUAUAGUCCCACCUACCUAUAAUAGAAUGGGGACAGUUUUGAAAAUAGUAUCUCCUUUCGAAACCCGCAUUACAUAUAAAAUAGGGAGUAGAAUAACAGAAAAAAUACUCCAACCCAACGGAUACCUUCAAAUCACUUUCUUAAAAGAAGAUGUAGUUGUGAUAGAUUCAGAAAAUCCCGUUUUGGUCACCAGUUUUUCUACGGGAUCUGAUUCAACAGGGGACCCCUACAUGAUAGCUAUGCCAGGAAUAAGGCAGUAUUCAGAUAAUUACCUAGUAGAAGUUCCUGGAAAUUUCAAAGAAAGUUACAUCAGUUUAAUAAUCGAAGAAAAAUCACUUUAUAACCUGGUUUUGAAUGGAACAGAAAUAAUACAUUUUUUGAAUGAAAGAAAAUUCUACGCUACCGUGACGUUAAGAAAAAUCAAAUUUGUCGUACUGGUUUUACAAAUAUCGGAAGGUAUGUUAAAAAUUAAAUCUACAAAUAAUGCUUCCUUCGGAUUAAUUGUGUACGGUCAUAGAAAAAAUGACGGACAUGGAUUUGCAGGAAAAGCAGUGUUACCUGAUAUUUGUAUCAAUUCUAACUAGUAAAUAACAUUAGUUUUCUUUGCUUCUAGAAACUUGUCCUUUUUAAAGUAACAGUUAA